Aedes aegypti (yellow fever mosquito) is the source of this 6681-nucleotide messenger RNA. It is a transcript of the gene Atpalpha, whose product is annotated as sodium/potassium-transporting ATPase subunit alpha. Bases 812 to 3922 code for a protein of 1036 amino acids. Lineage: Eukaryota; Metazoa; Arthropoda; Insecta; Diptera; Culicidae. Gene Ontology annotation, cellular component: membrane. Gene Ontology annotation, molecular function: ATP binding; P-type sodium:potassium-exchanging transporter activity; ATP hydrolysis activity. The record is from RefSeq and is a predicted model, not a curated record. Gene Ontology annotation, biological process: intracellular sodium ion homeostasis; intracellular potassium ion homeostasis; sodium ion export across plasma membrane. The transcript has 13 exons.
GCGAGGGUGAGAAUGAGAAUGAACUCGAGAGCAGAGCUUUUCGCUCCCGAUUUCGGCCAGCAAGAAGCUAAAACGCUACGGUGGAUGUGCGGUUGCGUUCAGUUGAGCGCCGUACACGUUCGAAGCAGGUCGCGUUCCGUUAGCAAGCCUCUUGCCUCCUCAGUGUGGUGUGGUGGUGUUGUGCUGCUCUACUCUACUCUACUCAUCGUAACAUCCCCCUCAACCAACAAAACGAGCCUCUUGAGAAUAUAGAGUGUAAGAUUUUUCCCCCCUCGAUCGAAGAAAAAUGACAGUGUGAGAAGAAGCGAAACGAAGAAGCAGAGAGCGCGUGUAGAGAAGAAGAAGAAGAAGAAGCAAGGAAGGAAAGGAAAGUGUUGUAGGAAAAUCGAUUUUACGAAAGUGUGAGAAAGUGGAAGAAAGCUGGUGAACGGAGGAAAGCCUAAGGAGUAACGAACACUACCACCCCGCCCCAGCCAGCGGCCCAAACCCAGCCGAGAAGGAAGGAUCCCUGUGCCCCAGGAGCAUCCCCCUUCGCAAGCACCCAUCCCCCUCCUUCGGCGAGGAAGUUGAAGUUGUCAAACAGGAGUUGAAAAACAUUAGACCACCAGCAGAAGAGGAGGCACUUGGAGGAUCCUGCACGACAACAGAGCCAAGAGCCAGGGAAGAAAACAGUUGCGCAACCUGGUAGCGGUUCCACUGUGAUUCUGUAAGGCUGAGGAUUUUUUGUUCCGGGGGAAUCCCCCGCUUAAUCUAGAAUAGCAUCAUCAUCACCAUCAUUGUACCAGACAGACGGCCUACCUGAUCCUAGGUCAUGUCCUCCGAGACCGGCAGGACGGACUCGUAUCGAGUCGCCACGGUGGCACCGCUGAAGGAUGACAACCGAACCGCCGAUGGCCAAUUCAAGUCAAGACGCAAAAUGCCACCAAAGAAGAAAGGAGAUAACUUGGAUGAUCUGAAACAGGAGUUGGACAUCGAUUAUCACAAAAUCACACCGGAAGAAUUGUACCAGCGACUUCAGACACAUCCAGAGAAUGGUCUCAGCCACGCGAAGGCGAAGGAGAACCUAGAACGAGAUGGACCAAACGCACUUACCCCACCUAAACAGACGCCCGAAUGGGUCAAGUUCUGUAAGAAUCUCUUCGGUGGCUUCGCUCUGCUGCUGUGGAUCGGUGCUAUCCUGUGUUUCAUUGCCUACUCGAUCCUGGCCAGUACCGUCGAGGAACCGGCCGACGAUAACCUGUACCUCGGCAUCGUGCUGACCGCCGUCGUGAUAGUUACCGGUAUUUUCUCGUAUUAUCAGGAAUCGAAAAGUUCGAAGAUUAUGGAAUCGUUCAAGAACAUGGUGCCCCAGUUUGCGACCGUACUGCGUGAGGGCGAGAAGCUGACCCUGCGCGCCGAAGAUCUGGUCAUCGGUGACGUCGUGGAGGUCAAGUUUGGCGACAGGUUACCGGCCGAUAUUCGCAUCAUCGAAGCCCGAAACUUCAAGGUCGACAACUCUUCCCUGACCGGAGAGUCGGAGCCGCAGUCCCGUGGACCGGAUUUCACCCAUGAGAACCCCCUGGAAACCAAGAAUCUGGCCUUCUUCUCGACCAAUGCCGUCGAAGGUACCGCCAAGGGUGUCGUCAUCAGCUGCGGUGAUCACACCGUGAUGGGUCGUAUCGCUGGUCUCGCUUCCGGUCUGGACACCGGUGAAACUCCGAUCGCCAAGGAAAUCCACCAUUUCAUCCAUCUGAUUACCGGCGUGGCUGUGUUCCUCGGUGUGACCUUCUUCGUGAUUGCCUUCAUCCUCGGCUACCACUGGCUGGACGCCGUUAUCUUCCUGAUCGGUAUCAUUGUCGCCAACGUGCCGGAAGGUCUGCUCGCCACCGUUACCGUCUGUUUGACCCUGACUGCCAAGCGUAUGGCCUCGAAGAACUGUUUGGUCAAGAAUUUGGAAGCCGUCGAAACCCUCGGAUCGACCUCGACCAUCUGCUCGGAUAAGACCGGUACACUGACCCAGAACCGUAUGACUGUCGCCCACAUGUGGUUCGACAACCAGAUCAUCGAAGCCGACACCACUGAGGAUCAGAGCGGUGUUCAGUACGACCGUACCAGCCCUGGAUUCAAGGCCCUGUCCCGCAUCGCUACCCUGUGCAACCGUGCCGAAUUCAAGGGAGGUCAAGAAGGUGUCCCAAUUCUGAAGAAGGAAGUCAGUGGUGAUGCUUCGGAAGCUGCUUUGCUCAAAUGUAUGGAACUGGCUCUCGGUGAUGUCCUGAGCAUCCGCAAGCGCAACAAGAAGGUCUGCGAAAUUCCAUUCAACUCCACCAACAAGUACCAGGUUUCCAUCCACGAAACUGAAGAUCCCAGCGACCCACGUUAUCUGCUGGUCAUGAAGGGUGCCCCCGAACGUAUUCUGGAACGCUGCUCGACCAUCUUCAUCAACGGCAAGGAGAAGCUGAUGGACGAAGAGAUGAAGGAAGCCUUCAACAAUGCCUACCUGGAGCUCGGAGGUCUCGGUGAACGUGUGCUCGGAUUCUGCGACUUCAUGCUGCCAUCGGACAAAUUCCCCGCUGGAUUCAAGUUCAACUCGGAUGAAGUGAACUUCCCGUGCGAGAGCCUGCGCUUCGUCGGCCUCAUGUCCAUGAUUGACCCUCCCCGCGCGGCUGUACCCGAUGCCGUCGCCAAGUGCCGCUCCGCCGGUAUUAAAGUUAUCAUGGUUACCGGUGAUCACCCGAUCACUGCCAAGGCCAUUGCCAAGUCUGUUGGUAUCAUCUCGGAGGGCAACGAAACCGUCGAAGACAUCGCCCAGCGUCUGAACAUUCCGGUUUCGGAGGUUAAUCCUCGUGAGGCUAAGGCCGCCGUUGUGCACGGUUCGGAACUGCGCGACCUGUCCACCGAUCAGAUCGACGAAAUUCUGCGCUACCACACGGAGAUCGUGUUCGCUCGUACCUCGCCGCAGCAGAAGCUGAUCAUCGUGGAGGGUUGCCAGCGGAUGGGAGCCAUCGUGGCCGUCACCGGUGACGGUGUCAACGAUUCGCCUGCCCUGAAGAAGGCUGACAUUGGUGUUGCCAUGGGUAUCGCCGGGUCCGAUGUGUCCAAGCAGGCCGCUGACAUGAUCCUGCUCGAUGACAACUUCGCUUCGAUCGUUACCGGAGUCGAGGAGGGCCGUCUCAUUUUCGACAACCUGAAGAAGUCGAUCGCGUACACGCUGACAUCCAACAUUCCGGAGAUCUCGCCCUUCUUGGCGUUCAUCCUGUGCGACAUUCCGCUCCCGCUCGGAACCGUCACCAUUCUGUGCAUCGAUCUGGGAACUGACAUGGUCCCCGCCAUUUCGCUAGCCUAUGAGGAAGCCGAGUCCGAUAUCAUGAAACGUCAGCCACGUAAUCCGUUCACUGAUAAAUUGGUCAACGAAAGACUUAUCUCGAUGGCCUACGGACAGAUCGGUAUGAUCCAGGCCGCGGCCGGUUUCUUCGUCUACUUCGUCAUCAUGGCUGAAAACGGAUUCUUGCCGCUGCACCUGUUUGGCCUCCGCAAGGGCUGGGACUCAAAGGCCGUCAACGAUCUGACCGACUCGUACGGACAGGAAUGGACCUACCGUGACCGCAAGACGCUCGAGUUCACCUGCCACACCGCGUUCUUCGUCUCGAUCGUCGUCGUCCAGUGGGCCGAUUUGAUCAUUUGCAAGACCCGUCGUAACUCGAUUUUCCACCAGGGCAUGAGAAACUGGGCGCUCAACUUCGGUCUCGUGUUCGAGACGAUACUGGCUGCGAUCCUCUCGUAUACGCCCGGCAUGGACAAGGGCCUGCGCAUGUUCCCACUCAAAUUCGUUUGGUGGCUGCCAGCCUUGCCGUUCAGCUUGUCCAUCUUCGUGUACGACGAAAUUCGUCGUUUCUACUUGAGACGCAACCCAGGUGGCUGGUUAGAGCAAGAAACGUACUAUUAGGUCAACAAAUUUAUAUUUAAAAAGAUUAAUUAAAAAGAAGAAGGAAAAACUGAAAAAACUGGAGAUAAAAAAGAACCGUAAAAAAUAACAAAAAAUGAGCAUAAAAAAGUAAUUAUAUUUUUUUAAUUAUUAAAUUUAUAUAAAGUUAUAAAUUAUGAUUUCCACACACAGACACACGAAAAAAGAUGACGAAGAAGAAGAAGAAACACACAGACACACGAAGAUGAAAAAUACUAGCGGAAAAAAUCGUGAAGAAGAUAAGAAGCAGUAUCUCCCGUCCUCAUCGAACUCAAUUCCCCCUUGUGCACAUUAACAUUCACAACCGACAAGUCUCCCCUUCGCAUCUAUAUAAUUAUCUCUCACGCACACAGUCACACACGUUUCCCGCUCACGCGCGUAUGGAUGUUGCCAUGGAAACUUUGUGUAAACGGAGAAAAAAGUCGUACAAACACAAGCAUACAGCAGCAACAGCAGUAGCGGCGUGCCUACAAUACAACGCGAUCGACUCCGGUUGAACCAACACAUUCGCACCCAGCCCACCACCCGUCGUCGUCGUCGUACACUUACACACUCACACACACACACACACAUGAUCACAUCCGCAUACACACAUACAAAAUCACUCACAUACGCCAGUUGCGCAUUUUCGGAGCAGCUAAUCGUUAUUGAAGAAAAAUCGCGCGUUCGUGUUAGUUUUUAGCCACAGGCAGAGACUCUAUAGCAGCCUAAAAGCCGAAACGGGAAGAGCGAGAGAGGACAUUUUACUAAAUUUGAGAAAUAAAUAAUAAACAAGCGAAACAAGUAAUCUAAUCCGUGUGAGCCUAUCUUCAUGAAACACCCACACACACUCAAAUACGCAGUCUCACGUGCAGCCAUUGUGUACUAUUUCACAUGCCAUCUCGACACGUACACGAAGCCGAAGAUAGAUGUUUCGUCGUGUGAGUGUUCGUCUCGUUCGCCAUAAUGAUGUUCAAACAACCUGAAAAACAUACACACACAUACAUAUAUAUUAACAUUCAAACAGACACAGAACUUCUCUCGUGCGCUCGGCAAUGCACUCGGAAAAAAAAAUCCCGCCCCCGCUCUCCCUCUCUGUCUCUGUCUCUUUUGCUAUACUACUCGUCCCGUCUCACUCUCAUCUCUUUCUCUAACCCGCCGCGCUUCCCCGCCUCCCCGAAAUCCCGUCUAUCGUCUCGAGCAGACGCUCCCAGUUCUACGCCCCCUUACACCCGUUCCCCUCUCUAUCUUUCAUCAUUCUCUUAUUAUUAAUAAAUUAAAAAUACAAAAUGAAAUCAACUCGUUGUUAGUUACAAAGAAAAGCUAAUUUAAAAAAUUUAAAAAUAAUGAAGAAACUCUAGAAGUAGUGAGAAGAAUCAACAAAGAACUAAAAUUUAGUAGAAGCAAACUAAGAAGAAAAAAAAAAACAAGGAUAAGCGCAAGGAAAAAUUGUUAACGAAAGUGAAGUGAAUAUAUUAGAAGAGAAUAAAAGUUGUUUUAAAGAUUGUUUUUAUUCCUUCUCUCGUGUUGAUGUACGUUCCUUUCCCUACCCCUCUCACUCUGUCCUUUUCUUCGGUUUCCACCCUCGCUUUAGUUUCAACCUUUUCUCUGUUCUGUUUUCCGUUAAUUUUUGGUUCCACUGUUUUCCUCCUUUAUCCUCCUCUCUUGUUUUCUCGUUUUCCAUUUCUCAUAGAGAAGAUGAUCGCUUUCACGCUUCAGGAAGAUCCGGGCCAGGGGUCUACGCUCCUUUCUUCCUCCCAAAAAGGGCCGUGUUCAGCAGGGGAGACUUUACCAAGUUUCUCCGCUGUCGAGAGCGCCGUCAACACCCAGCCCGCCCUUCCCGGGAGGAAGCCCAGAAAAAGGGGGGACCCCUCCCGCUUCCAAAUAUUAAUAUGUAAGAAGCACAGCCGAAAGUGGUCGGUCGAUUUUUAAUGAGCUCUUAUUUGUUAGUGCAUAAUAAAACUGAAGCAAAAUAAAACAAGCGAAAAUUGUUGAUUUUUAAGCUGAAAACCAUAAACCAACAAUUUCUGAUACAAACACAAGCAGAAUUACAACAACCGACUACAACAACAGUAAGCUGCAGAAUAAAAUCCAAGCGUCUAAUAUUUAAUAAAAAAAACAAGUACAUAGGAAGCAGACAAAAUGUAAGCAACGCGUCACAUAAAACUGCCCGAUUGUUGUAAACUAAUUAAAAAAAAAACAAGAAAAACGAAAAGAAAAAAGUAUUUCAGCAUACAAAGAAGAAGAAAACCCAUUUAAAUGUAAAGUGAAAACAAACCGCAGAUAAACCAAGUUAGCUAAAUUUAAAGAAAAAGCAGGCUAUUUGAAUUAAUACCAAUAAAUAAAGGAAACAAGAAGAAAAAACUCGUUAUAACAGCUGUAGAACAGAUACAAAAUCCAGAAAACACACACACUCACACAGAGCAGAUCAGCAAAUUGAUACGCAAACACACAUACAGACCCACACCACAAACACACACCCCUUGAAAAUAAGAUUAAGAUUAAAGCAUACAACCAAGGACACAAAAAAUGGAAACAAUAUUAUCUCUUCAUGACAGCAAAACAGACCCAAUCCGACUCCGAAUUAAUACCGAUACUCCCCAGAAAAAAAAAACACAAACCACAACAAAAACUUUAGGAGGAUACGAAACACACCCACACAUACGCGCAGAAGACAUUUUCAAACAAAAAAAGAACAAGAGAAAAAAAAACACAACCAACCAAGAUUGAUAAGUAGAAGCAAGCUAAAGUAAACAAAAAAA